Messenger RNA from Planococcus citri (citrus mealybug), 2714 nucleotides. Its product is annotated as two pore potassium channel protein sup-9-like. Bases 156 to 1217 code for a protein of 353 amino acids. The record is from RefSeq and is a predicted model, not a curated record. The transcript has 4 exons. Gene Ontology annotation, biological process: potassium ion transmembrane transport; stabilization of membrane potential. Lineage: Eukaryota; Metazoa; Arthropoda; Insecta; Hemiptera; Pseudococcidae. Gene Ontology annotation, molecular function: outward rectifier potassium channel activity; potassium ion leak channel activity. Gene Ontology annotation, cellular component: plasma membrane.
CAAAGCGUAAACGGCGUCAACGUAUGUACGUUUUUUUACGCUGGCGUAUCUCCAAUAAUACGUAAAAAGUUACAGUUAUUAAUAGAGAGUCGAGCAGAUUAGAAAAUUCAACAUUGUUUUUCGAAUAGUACGAUCGAAACCGCGUUUAACUAACGAUGGAAUCGGGCGCGCAUUCUUUGCAUAAUCUCUCAUCCGGCGACGAGCACACUUCAGAGGCGUCUUCUUCGGAAACUUCGUACUCGGUGACCGAUCCUAAGAAAACAGUGAAACGUUGUUGUCGUAAAAUCGUCACGUUUAUGUGUACGCAGGUCGGAGUCGGUGGACUAAUCGUAGGCUAUGCUGUAUUCGGUGCUUUUGGUUUUCGUCAAAUCGAAGGCUCCUAUCAAGACCCUAAAAUCAAGCAAGUAAUCGCCAAGAUGAACGAAUCUGUUGAGAUUUUGUGGAGUAUCACGAACAAGCAUAACGUGUUGAACGAGAGCACUUGGAAUAAAGAAGUACAAGACGUAUUGCUAGAUUUGCAAAAAAAUAUCACAGUUUCGGUGAAAGAUGGAUAUAACGGGAUACCAGGCGAACAAAUGUGGAGGUUUCCAGCAGCCUUGAUGUUCUGCCUAUCUGUCUUCACGAUGAUCGGUUAUGGUAACAUAGUCCCUCAUACAGAGGCUGGUAAAGCGGCCACCAUAGUUUACGCAGUGUUUGGCAUACCACUUUAUAUUCUGUAUUUCAAGAACAUGGGCAAAGUACUGGCGCAAGCUUUUCGGUGGACUUAUACGUGGAUUUAUCGAUGCAGUAUGGAAGAUAGUCAUCCGAAAAUGAGUGAUAAAAAUGAUCCAGCUCCGAAAAGAAUUAUCGUACCUUCGACAGCAUGCUUGUGGGUAUUAUUUGCAUACGUGGCGACAGGGACUGCCAUGUUUUCGAGCUGGCAGAGCUGGUCAGUCAUGGAUAGUGCGUAUUUUUGUGUAACCAGUUUAUGUAAAGUCGGUAUCGGAGAUUUCGCUCCGGAUAAUUUGUUAGUGUCCGAGGACGGCGACCCGACCAGAUUGGUGUUUACAUUCGUGUACUUGUUGUUCGGUAUGGGUAUUAUUGCCAUGUGUUUCGAUUUGAUGAAAGAAGACGUGACUGCGAAAGCUAAAAAUUUAAAGAAUGAUAUCGUAUUGUGUUUUGAAGAUAUACAAUCGAAAGCUAUAGAUUUUUAUAAAAGACGAAACUCUCUGGAGUGAUAAUGUAUUAUUUUUAGACCUAUUUUCACCUCUCUCCAUAUCCUAAAAAUUUGACUUUUUGAAAUUUUUUUCUCAUUUUCAGUAUUGAUAGUAAUUACUCUUUUUUCCAUGCGAUCUCGAUUCAUAAUCAUUAACAGUUCAACAAACUUUUUCAUAGAUCUUUCCUUUGAAAACAUUCCACAUGAACCUCCACCAGAGGAAAUUACUCGCACCGUCUCGCCGGAAAAAUUCAUACUUGAAUCUCCGCCACAUGAGCUGGUUUCAAAUUCUUCAUCAGACUCUGAACCCAACUAUAAAUACUGCGUCUUUCCAGAAAAAAAUUCUCUCAAAGAUGACAUCACUUCUACAGCAGAGCAGCACGCUUUGGUAUGCAAAACGAGAGCAAAUCGGCGUAUAGCAGCGUGAAAUCGAGUACUUCUUUGCCAAAUGAUGAACCUUUCUCUAAUUUUAUGCCAGGGCAGAUCCCACAAAAUAUUGCGGAAACAAACAAAAUAUGGAGAAGUUUUGCAGUACGAUUGUUAAGGAAGGCAACGGGGAGCCCGAAGUAGGACCAUUCAAGAAAGGUUAUCCAGAAUGUCAGUGUACAGAUGUUAAAGUACAAAAAAAAUGCGGUAAAGGUACAGAAUUGACGUCAAUCAAUGUAAUCGUUUGUGCAUGGAAAAAAGAAAACUUGUAUUACGUUUAUGGUAAAGGACAGAAGCCAAAUAAUGUGAUGUCUUAUGAAACUGACGAUAAAGGCAUUUGUAGUUUUUAUAAGGAGUAUCCUUACAAAGGCAAAUAACAGAGAGGAGAAUAAUAGUGAAAACUUUGGAGAGAAAAUUACUCGAAAAUAUCUCGACUGCGAAUGUUUCUUCUCAUAUGAAUUACGUUGUUACAUUAAUAUUAAAGCUGCAUAAUUAUUAAUAUUUUUUUAUAUUUUAGGUAUUUUCACAUUUUUUGUAAUUUUUGUACUUUUUCCGAUGUGUUUUUUAGCUUUUUAAUUAUUAUUUUUUUUAUAUCGAGUUCGCAACUUCUCACGAUGUUUUCAUCAAAUUUUUCUCAUUGACAUUUCUUUUGGCAAGUUUUUUCAACAUUUUUUGUUUUUUUUCCUUUUCUUUUUUUUACCAUUUUGCAUUUUUUCGUAGAUUUUUCUGAUUAUUACGCGUACAAUUUCAAAUACUUGAUUGAAUUUUUUGCAAUUUUUUAUUUUUUAGAAAAGUUUUUUUCAAACAUGGUAUUUUCAACGAGUUUUUUUUUGGCAUUUUUAUGUUUUUUUUCGAGAUUUUUCGCAGUUUUUUGAAACGUUUUUGAGCUUUUUUACUUGAAGUCUUUUCAAGUCUUUGUAGGUAUUAAUUUUUAAAAUUCUGACUUUACGUUUUGUACAAUUUCUUUUUUAAAUAUAGCGUUUUUGAAAAAAAAAUAGAUAUGUUCAAUUAAUUGCAUGUUCACUGUUCAGCCAAUUUGACAACCCAUCAUCUUUUCCUAUAUGCAUGACCAACGACCCAUGUGGCAUAGCUA